Molecule: messenger RNA, 6276 nt
Organism: Symbiodinium natans
Lineage: Eukaryota; Dinophyceae; Suessiales; Symbiodiniaceae
Source: the annotation of a GenBank genome assembly
AUGCUGCCAAUUUUCAAGGAUGAUCCUGAGCUGCGCGCACAUGAGUCUCACAUCAUGAACCGCGUCAAUGCCUUCCGAGGGUGGAAGGAACUGUUUCGGAAGUCCGAGGGUGGCAUCGAGGCCCUGGCCGAGGGCUACAAGACCUUCGGCUUCCAGAGGCACGAGGCCGAGAAGAAGUGGACCUUCACCGAGUGGCUGCCGGCAGCAAAGAAGGUCUUCCUCGUAGGCGAGUUCAAUGGCUGGGAGAAGACACAUCCUCUCACGCGUUGCGACUACGGCCGAUGGACAGUCGAGCUGCCCGAUCAGGUCGACGGUCGAUGGCUGGUACCUCACAGGUCGCAAGUUCGACUGCGAGUGGAAUCGUGUUCCGGCACGUUCGACAGGGUCCCCGCAUGGACGAAGUUCGCAGAGAAUACCGCGCUCAACGUCUACAACGGCGUCAUGUGGGAGCCCCCAGCGGCGGAGCGCUACGUCAUGCGCCACGCGAGGCCCCGGCGGCCCCGCGCGCUGAAGAUCUACGAGGCCCACGUGGGCGCCCACGUGGGCGCCGACAUGGGCACCGAAGCAGAAGCCGAAGCCGCAGAAGCCGGCGUCCACACGUAUUUGGACUUCAAGGCACAGCUGCCGAAGAUCAAAAGCCUGGGCUACAACGCCGUUCAGUUCCUAGCCGUGGCGGAGCACUCGGACUACGCCUCCAUGGGUCAGAAGGUAACGAGCUUCUUUGCACCCUCCAGCCGCUUUGGGACACCCGACGAAUUCAAGGAGCUGGUGGACGCGGCACAUGCGCACGGCCUCACCGUGCUCAUGAACUUGGUGCAUUUCCAGCUCUCCCCGCACCAGCUGGACGGCAUCGCCGAUAUGGACGGCACCGACUGCUGCUACAGGCACUCGGGAAGCAAGGGCUGGCAGGAGCAAACCCGUGCGGCCUUGUUCGACUACAGCAAGUAUGAGGUGCUCCGGUUCCUUCUUUCCAACGUCCGCUGGUGGAUCGAGGAGUACGGCGUGGACGGCUUCUGCUUCGCGGGCGUCACCAGCAUGCUGUACCACUCCCAUGGUAUCGGCAAGUCCUUUUCCUCCUCACAGGAGCAUUUCGGCUGGGAUGCGGACCUCGAGUCUGCCACGUACCUCAUGCUGGCAAACCACCUGGUGAAGCGGCUGCUGCCCUCUUCUGGCAUCACUCUCGCUGAGGACCACUCCGGGAUGCCGGUGCUCUGCCGAACCGCGGAGGAUGGCGGCCUUGGCUUCGACUAUCGUCUGGCGCCCUCGGGUCCCAGGCUUUGGGCGAAGAUGCUCCAGGAGCCCGACGAAGCCUGGAACGUGACCAACAUCGUGCGGGCCAUGAAGCCACGCCGACAGCAGGAGCCAAGCAUCUUCUACACCGAGUCCCACGAGGCCCUUUCGGAUUCCAAGACGCUGGGCAGUUUCUUGCUCGGCCCCGGCUGCGACCAAGAGCGCGGGCUGGCACUGCACAAGCUGCUGAGGAUGGUCACCCUGGGACUCAGCGGCGAGGGCUACUUGAACUUCAUGGGGAACGAGUUCGCCUUCCAGGAGGCAUUGAGCAUGAGGCUCUCCAGUGGCGCUUUGAGCGGGAGCCCCGGAAGCCCAAGCAGCUGCUUCCUGGAGGCCUUCGACGAGGCCAUGAUUGCCCUCGAAGCGCGCUUCCGGUUUGCCUCCUCAUCGUCCACCGUGUCCCGCAAGGACGACUCCGACAAAGUGCUCGUCUUCGAACGCGGCGACUGCCUCUUUGCCUUCAACUUCCACCCGACGCGCUCCUACACGGAGUGCCGCGUCAGCCAUUCUUGGAACGAGCGCCUCCGUGUCGUGCUGGACUCUGACGAAGCACGCUUCGGUGGCCAGGACCGGCUGCGGUGGGCACAUGACGAGGCGCUGCCCAGCGAUGAUGCCAGGUCGGCCAGGCUGUCCCUGCCCAGCCGAAGCUUCCAGGUCCUGGUGAGGGAAUCGCUCCUCGAGGGCGGCGUGGUGGUGCGGCUGCCGAAUCUUUCCACCUCGGCCUGGCCCUUCCCUGCAAAUGAGCUCCGCUUGCUCUUCCAGCCGCUCCUGCAGACUUCGGAGAGGAGGCCCUUCGAGGACCAGGCCACCGAGGUGCGCUUCACGGCAUCGGAGGGCCGGCUCUGCACUCGGCUGUCUGGGCCCAGCGCCUUCAAGGUGUAUUGGGAGGUCCAGAAAGGGCGCAUGGCGCGCGGAGCACCGGCCAAGGUGAAGCUUCCUUUUGCGCUGGACAUCUACCGAGUGCACUUCCCGGGCACCUACGUCCUGGAUUGCUUCGGGAACCUCACCUGUGCUGGAAACAGCGAUGACAGCGUCCAGGCCGAGAACGAUGUGCUUUGCGAGGGCGACGGCGUGCCUCCAGGCUGCAAGGACACGCCGCUGGCCCAAAGCCGGCCCCAGUACGUUCGCCCCCAGAAGGAGGAGAAGCCCGAGCCGAAGCCCGAGCCGAAGCUGGAGCCGAAGAUUGAGACGAAGAUGGAGACGAAGCUGCCGCCGAAGCUGGAGGAUGAGGCUCCGCCGGCUCCGCCGGCUCCGCUGGUCAGGGAGGACUCCUUGAGGGCGCAAAACUUCCCCACGUCAGUGAUCGAAGUGGGCCAUUGCCGAGAGGUGAAGCGCCCAAAGCGCCGCGCGAUGAAGGCCGAAGUCGAGGCAUCAGCGGAGGCUGUGGAGGCGAAGCGCUGCCACUCGGCAUCCCAACACCGUGCUAAGAAGGCCGAAGAGGAGUCAUCUGGGCUGUGCAAGGAGGAUUUGGAUUGGCUGCAAGCCAAGAAGAUGCCGCUGCAGGACACGGCGGCUGGUCAGCCCGAGCCAGAGCCCCAGGCGCCCUCCGUGGUCUCUGUGGUCACCGCCUCCAGAGCGCAGGAAAACGCGCGGAGAAGGGAGAAGAAGAGCUCGAAGAAGGAGGCGGCAGAUUUCUUGGGCUUGUGCCCAAAGGAAAUCACCCUCCAGCGCUCGGAAAAGCCACAGGUCACGGAAGUCGAAGCGUCGAAAGUGGAGACACCUUUCGCAGAGAAGAAAAAGGUCACGGAAGUCGAAGCGGCAAAAGUGGAGACACCUGUAGCAGAGACAAAGGAGGUGAAGCGCUCCACGUCCAGGCGCCGUCAGAGGAAGGUCGAGGCACCAAAUGUGGAGACACCUACAGCAGAACAACAGGAGGCAAAGGAGGCGAAGCGUACGACAUCCAGGCGCCCUCCGAGGACCCCAAGGAAGGUCGUGGACGUUGAGGCGAAGGAGACACUGACAUCAGAGACAAAGGAGGUGAAGCGAACGACGUCCAAGCGCCGUUCGAAGAAGGCGGAGCAGUGCUCCCGUGAGGCCUCGGUGACCUCGAUGGCUUCAGCAGCCUCGGGGACCUCGGCGACCUCGGGCGCUUCGAAAGCUUCGAGAGCCAGCUCACGCUCGCAAGCCUCACGGGGCUCUCGGGGCUCUGCCUCGGCGGCCUCGUCAUCCACCGCAGAGGUCCCACCGAGAGCAUGGAGUGGACGGCCACCGCGCAAGGAGUCACCUGUCAGGGAGCCCCCGGUGGCCUCCGAGCAGCGGCACCAGGCUCCAAAGACGCGACAGGCGGAGCAGGUCUCCCGUGAGGCCUCGGUGACCUCGGUGGCCUCGGCAUCCACUGCAGAGGCCUCACCGAGUGCGCGGAGUGGGCGACCACCACGCAUGGAGUCACCCAGGGAGGUGGAGCAGCGACAGGAGGCUCGCGCCACUGUCGAUCGCGCCACUGUCGACGCUCGAAAGGUGCGGCAGGUGUCACCUGCCAGGGAGAUGUCAGUUACCUCAGAGCAGCGACAAGAGGCUCGCGCCACUGUCGAUCGCGCCACUGUCGACGCUCGAAAGGUGCGGCAGGUGUCACCUGCCAGGGAGAUGUCAGUUACCUCAGAGCAGCGACAAGAGGCUCGCGCCACUGUCGAUCGCGCCACUGUCGACGCUCGAAAGGUGCGGCAGGUGUCACCUGCCAGGGAGAUGUCAGCUACCUCAGAGCAGCGACAAGAGGCUCGUGCCGCUGUCGACGCUCGAAAGGUGCGGCAGGAGUCGCCUGCCAGGGAGGUUUCCGUGGCCUCGGUAGCCUCGGUGACUUCGCAAGAGGGGAAUCCCCAGAUGAGGACGGUCCGCGUGUCCAAGUUCCAGCAAGCGAAACAAGCCAGGCUCAACGGGGAAAGGAUGCCGGAGAAGGCGAGCGUGACCCGCGUGACCUCGGUUCCGGCACCUCUGGUGCAGAUGAGUACACGGAAGGGAUCCUUUUCUUUGCUCCCAGACACACAGGACUGCCCUAAGGAGCAGGAGAUUGUGCAGGGACGGCCCUUGAUGCUGAAGAAGGGCUCCCUGUCCCUCCUCCCGGACUGCGACGAUCGGCAGGAGUUCUCUGCCCACGUGAUGAGGGAGCGGCCAACCGCACUCCGCGUCGAGGACCCGCUGCCUGUCCGUGCCCCUUUUGAGGAGAAGCGCGAAGCGAGGUUUUCGGUGGCGCUGAGCAGGGCGAAGGCCUCCGCGGCGGCCUCCGAAGCAGCGACCGACGACGGCUACAGCUCCGGCACGCAGACGCCCAAGACCAAGGCCGUGUCCGAGAGCUCGCGCUCCGAAAGCGGGGACGGCAGCCUGGAGCGCGUCUACUCCCUCAGCGCCUUGGAUGCCCUGCUGCAGGACCCGGAGGAGAAGGCGGAUCUGCGGUCACACCUGGAGACAGAGUUGAAGGACAACAGGCCCAAGUACCAGUCGGCACACUUGAGCACCCCGGUGGUCAUCGUGAGUUCGGAGGUGAACCCUUGGUCCAAGACCGGUGGUCUGGCAAUGGUGGCAGGAUCCUACGGUUAUGAGUUUGCCAUGAGGGGGCACCGCACUAUGGUGGUGUCUCCCCGGUAUGGCGAGUACAAGGACGCCCACUACGUAGGCUUUGCCAAGAUUUGGUUGGAUGGCUGUGAGCACGAGGUGCGCUACUUUCAUCUCUACCAAGACCUCGGCGAUGGCAAAGGGACGGACUACGUCUUCGUGGAUCAUGAGAGCUAUCACCGUGGCGGGCUUUACGUCGAUCGAGAAGGCAGAGAGUAUGCUGACAACUUGUUGCGCUACGCGCUGCUCACCGUGGCAGCCAUGGAGGCCCCUCUUGUGCUGAGUCUGCAGGGCUCCACCUACGGCCAGGAUGUUCUUUUCAUCGCCAACGACUGGCAGACAGGCUUGCUGCCCGUCUACCACCUCUACAAGUACCGUCGGAACCGCACCUACCUCAACUCCCGAUGCCUGUUCGUCAUCCACAACAUCGGCUACCAGGGCAAGUACCGGCUGAGCAAGUUCCCGCUCGACAGCUACCUGGGACUCCCACCCGAGGCCAUCGACCUGAUGCAGGGCGAGGACUUGAACCUGGGGGCAGACUGCAUGAACUUGAUGAGCGCUGCAAUCCUUGCUUCCGACCGCGUGCUGACAGUCUCGCCGAACUACGCCACGGAGGUCCAAAGCCCGGAGGGUGGCCAGGGCCUGCACGCCAUCUUGACCGAGAAGGGACGGCAGAUGCGCAUGGCCGGCAUCCUGAACGGUAUUGCGGACGAGUGGGAUCCCCGGACGGACCCGCACAUCCCUCGGAACUAUGGCCUGUCGGACUUCUUGGAGGGCAAGGCGCAUGCUAAGCGGGAGCUCCAAAGAUCGCUGGGCUUGCACGAAGACCCGGGUGCUGCAUUGAUGGGCUUCUGUGGACGGCUUUGCUUCCAGAAGGGCGUGCAUUUGAUCACGGAGGUCAUCCCCUGGCUCCUCACCUACGAGAAUUCUGGUGUCCUUGGCCGGGUUCAGGUCAUCCUCAUGGGCAAGGGCGAGGACACCUAUGCCAAUCAGCUCUCCCACGCAGAGAACACCAACCGCGGUCGAGUCUGUGGAUAUGUCGGCUUCGACCCGAAAGUCGAGCACCGCAUGAUGGCGGGAUGCGACUUUCUGCUCAUGCCCUCGCAGUACGAGCCAUGUGGUCUUCCGCAGAUGUAUGCACAGGCGUACGGCGCUGUGCCCGUGGUCCACGAGACAGGAGGCCUGAAGGACUCGGUGCUGGGUUUGUGGGACGAGCGCAGGGACCAGGCCACGGCCACCGGGUUCCUGUUCUCCGGCUUUGACGCAAACACCUUCAAGGAGCGGCUCUACCAGGCACUGGAGGUCUUCCACAAGAAGCCGGACAUGUUUAGGCGGAUCCAGCAGAACGGCCUGCGGAAGAACUACUACUGGCCGCAGGCCAUCGACGAGUACGAGCGGCACCUUGACUGGACGCUGGAAUCGCCCCUGGCGGUCGGAUAG